Messenger RNA from Strongylocentrotus purpuratus (purple sea urchin), 981 nucleotides. RefSeq names its product rhodopsin, GQ-coupled-like. Gene Ontology annotation, molecular function: neuropeptide Y receptor activity. NCBI's taxonomy places the organism in Eukaryota, Metazoa, Echinodermata, Echinoidea, Camarodonta, Strongylocentrotidae. Bases 1 to 981 code for a protein of 326 amino acids. The record is from RefSeq and is a predicted model, not a curated record. Gene Ontology annotation, cellular component: membrane. Gene Ontology annotation, biological process: G protein-coupled receptor signaling pathway. The transcript has a single exon.
AUGGUCACGGUGAUUCCAAGUGCGACAUCAGAAAUUAAUGUCGUAUCUUUCAAACAUCGAGCGAUUGUUGCAGCCAUUUUGCUCGUAUUCGCAUUGGUCGGUCUAUUUGGUAACGCCCUCAUCAUCAUUUCAGUCAUCGUUUGCAGAAAGCUUCGGACGAUCACCAAUGUCCUGGUGGUCAAUCUGGCUUUCGCUGAUUUCAUGGCAUGUACCUUCUUACCGUUCCAAAGUGCUGGUCUCCUAAGUCAAACAGGAAGGUACCCUCUGCACGAGGCGGUGUGUGCAGCCGUUGCCGCAGUAGAAUAUAUCAGCGUGUGCUGCAGUGUACACACCCUAGUCGCUAUCGCAUUCGUCCGCUGGUACGUUAUCACCAAAUCUAUUCGUGGUCAUCAAGGUCUCCAUACCCCGAGGAAAAUUGCCAUCAUGGUUAUGAUCAUCUGGAUAAUCUCAAUCUCCUACAUGGUCGUACCUCCUGUUCUUGGCAUUGGAACACUCGGUUAUUCCGGAUAUUACGGCCUAUGUUGUUUGGCAGAUACUAACGAACUAGAUAACUAUUAUGUCGUUCUUCAAGGGGCUCUGAUCGCCAAUGCCCUUCUGCUUACCCUCGUAUUUUACAUUCGUAUCUUACGCCAUGUCUCGCGACAUAAUAAGCAGUUUCGAGAGGCACAUCAGAACAAGGCUUCUUCGUCCAUUUCUGCAGGUUCUCGUCCGCCCAUGAUCACUGCCAACAACCGAAAGGAGAUUGAGAUCACUAAGAAUCUCUUCAUGGUCGUUUGUGUUUUCAUGCUCUGUUUCCUAGCCACCAUUGUGAAUUUCAUCAUCCCUGGUACCAGCGUCUUUACUCUCUACAGUUCCAUGAUAGUGUUAGCGAACAGCGUAGUCAAUCCGAUCAUCUACGGGCUCAAGCACCCCAACUUUCAAGAGGUCUUCAUAAAAAUGAUAUGCUGUCGUCCAGUAAGGAUAGGCAUAAUGCAAGACUGA